Molecule: messenger RNA, 1218 nt
Organism: Oncorhynchus nerka (sockeye salmon)
Lineage: Eukaryota; Metazoa; Chordata; Actinopteri; Salmoniformes; Salmonidae
Product: integrin alpha-IIb-like
Exons: 9
Coding region: 1-708 (235 amino acids)
Biological process (GO): angiogenesis; cell adhesion mediated by integrin; cell-matrix adhesion
Cellular component (GO): integrin complex; external side of plasma membrane
Molecular function (GO): integrin binding
Source: RefSeq, a predicted model, not a curated record
AUGGACGCCCCCCUCAUUGACCUGGACAAUGACGGUUUUAAUGAUGUUGCUGUGGGAGCCCCAUCCUCAGGCUUUGAAGGAAGGGUUUUCAUCUCCAUGGGGACUAGCGAUGGACUGUCUCCCCAGUAUACCCAGGUCAUUGAGAGUCCCUUCCGGUCCCCAGGCUCUCCAGCACAGUUUGGCUUCACCCUAAGAGGAGCCACUGACAUUGAUUUAAAUGGCUACCCAGAUCUAAUUGUUGGUGCAUGGGGAGUCAAUAAGAUUGCUGUGUACAGGUACAGUAGUGUGAGGGCUCAAGCCGUGGUGAUGGCAAAGACCCAACUCUCCCUCUACCCUGACUUCCUGAACCCAGAUGUGAAGGAGUGUGAGCGCACCACCACCAACGAGCCUGUGGCCUGCUUCACAGUCAUGAUGUGCAUUAGUGUGUCUGGCCACAGCAUUCCAGAGGAGAUAGUUCUAGAUGCGAUUACACAGCCAAUGGCCAGGAGGGCCCUGUUUCUGCACACAAAUCUGCCCCGAGAGUAUUUCCAGCUAACCAUUCAGAGAGAUGUGGGAGUGGUCUGCAGGAACCAAACCGCUUACCUAAGGCAUGAGUCAGAGUUCCCUGAACUACAGCCUGUCCAACUCCAACUCCCAGGAGACCAUACUGGUCUGUUUCUGUACAGCACUUUGAGAUAUCAGCUGAUGUACGAAGGGCUAUAUAAAUAAAUUUGAUUUGAUUUGAUUUACUGCAUGGCCAGAGAGCUGUGGUCGCACAGGUGACAUCACACAUUACAUUCUUAAUGUAUUGAUACAUUUUAGUUUGCAAAGGAAUAACAUUUUAUAAGCGGUAAUUACAUAGUUGCAACCUAUGAAUUAGCAAAUGUGUUUGUUUCUUUGGGUAUAAAAAUGUGUGUAUGUGUCUGAGUGUUGUGCAGACCAGGAUCAUUCUGGACUGCGGAGAGGACAAUGUCUGUGUCCCUGACCUGAGGCUGACUUCUGAAGCAGGUACGGACCGUCUUCUGAUAGGGGAUGACCACCCUGCCCUGCUGGUCAUCACAGCAGAGAACAGAGGAGAGCGGGCCUACGAGACCGAGCUGGAGAUACGCCCACCAGCCAACACACACUAUCAGAGUAUGGUGACUGACAGAGAGCAGGUUGAUCUGUGCUCAGAAGAAGGAGAACCAGACAGUGGUGGUGGUCUGUGAGCUGGGGAACCCAAUGAAGCAGGGCCAGAAG